Callorhinchus milii (elephant shark) is the source of this 2562-nucleotide messenger RNA. RefSeq names its product fizzy-related protein homolog. Gene Ontology annotation, cellular component: anaphase-promoting complex. Bases 407 to 1891 code for a protein of 494 amino acids. Gene Ontology annotation, molecular function: ubiquitin ligase activator activity; anaphase-promoting complex binding; protein binding. The transcript is spliced from 15 exons. The record is from RefSeq and is a predicted model, not a curated record. NCBI's taxonomy places the organism in Eukaryota, Metazoa, Chordata, Chondrichthyes, Chimaeriformes, Callorhinchidae. Gene Ontology annotation, biological process: positive regulation of ubiquitin protein ligase activity; positive regulation of anaphase-promoting complex-dependent catabolic process; anaphase-promoting complex-dependent catabolic process.
ACACCCACAACUCCACACCCACACCCCGGACAUUGCAAUUCAAUCACCAGAAGUGCGGAGAGAGAGAGAGAGAGAGAAAAAAGUGGGGACUCGGGGACAGAGACCGAGAGAACCUGAACUGAUUGAAGAGCUCGACGAGAAGAUCUAUAUCCUUCUAGGUUCGGCCGGGUUUGGUUACCUUCCUUGGAAUCGGAAUAGGUCGGAGAUGAAUGGAUAGUGGGAGCAGCAAUUUCAAAUAAGAGUCCUUCCAUUUGACAGCUGGCAAAGUCGUGCAAGGAAUGCGAGUGAGGAGAGGCUGCAGCACUGACGGGGACCUGGAUACCUUCAGUGACUGACAACGUCGCUCACGCUCCAGGGCUGCUUAUUCCCCGCUCGAUUGGUGUCCUUAGAACAGGGCCGUGAAGCCAUGGACCAAGAGUACGAACGGAGGCUGCUUUGGCAAACGCACUUCCAAAACGUCUCUGAAAAUAUGCUUUCCCCGUCUGCCUUAAACCCGCAGCCCGUAUCUUCCACCUCACCGGCAACCAUUCCUCGCAAGACGGGCGACAGGUUUAUUCCGACCAGGGCAAGUUCCAACUGGAGCAUCAACUUUCACACCAUUAACGAGAACGGAAAAUCCCCCAACCAGAACCGCAAAGUGAAAGAGGCCAAUUCCGACAAUGGGAAAGAUGGAGUGGCCUACGCUGCUUUACUAAAGAACGAGCUCCUGGGUGCGGGCAUUGAAAAGGUCAGUGAUCCUCAGACAGAAGAUCGGAGAUUCCAGAUGCCGAUGCAGGAGAGACGCAAUCUGUUCAGAUAUGCCUUGAGCACAAAGAGAUCUACCAUUGAAAGUGGGAAUGAAAUCUCUCCAUAUUCACUGUCCCCAGUCAGCAAUAAAAGUCAAAAGUUGCUGCGAUCGCCACGCAAACCCACAAGGAAGAUUUCCAAGAUUCCCUUCAAAGUCCUGGACGCCCCAGAGCUGCAGGACGACUUUUACCUGAACCUGGUGGACUGGUCGGCAGCCAACGUCCUGAGCGUGGGCCUCGGAGCCUGCGUUUACCUGUGGAGCGCAUGCACCAGUCAGGUAACGAGGCUGUGCGACUUGUCCAUAGAUGGCGACUCAGUUACUUCUGUCUGCUGGAACGAGCGAGGCAAUUUCGUGGCUGUGGGAACCCACAAAGGUUACGUGCAGAUUUGGGAUGCGGCUGCAGGCAAGAAGCUGACCUCACUCGAUGGACAUUCGGCUCGAGUCGGUGCGUUGGCCUGGAACGCUGAUCAGCUGUCAUCGGGAAGUCGGGACCGGCUCAUCCUGCAGAGGGACGUGCGAACUCCCCCACUCCAGAGCGAGCGGAGACUGCAGGGUCACAGGCAGGAAGUCUGUGGUCUAAAGUGGUCACCCGACCACCAGCAUCUGGCGUCCGGGGGCAACGACAACAAGCUCUUUGUGUGGAACAACUCGAGCCUGAGCCCGGUGCAGCAGUACACAGAACAUUUAGCUGCUGUCAAGGCCAUUGCCUGGUCCCCCCACCAGCACGGGCUGCUGGCCUCGGGUGGGGGCACGGCCGAUCGCUGCAUCCGCUUUUCCAACACCCUGACGUGUCAGCCUUUACAGUGUGUGGACACCGGCUCACAAGUCUGCAACCUGGCCUGGUCCAAGCACGCAAACGAGCUGGUCAGCACGCACGGCUACUCGCAGAAUCAGAUCCUGGUGUGGAAAUACCCAUCGUUAACACAAGUUGCCAAACUGACAGGUCAUUCAUACAGAGUCCUCUACCUGGCCAUAUCACCCGACGGAGAGGCCAUCGUAACAGGAGCGGGGGACGAAACAUUGCGGUUCUGGAACGUUUUCAGCAAAACCCGGUCGACUAAGGAAUCCAAAUCUGUCCUUAACCUUUUUACUAGGAUACGGUAAAGCUUUCCUGAACAGAAUGUGUGCUCCAUAGACACUGAUUUCCCCAAACCCCGACCCAACCCACACCAGAACUGCAGCAACAUUGAUCUGAAUUAACAAUGACCGCCUUUUCUUCGCCGUGCCCAUUAUCUUUCCUCGGACGGAUCAGCACCCUUUAAUUUGCUGACGUCUGGAGGCUGUUCAUGUCACUGACUGACACACUUAGUGGAAGAAAGCUGCUGUUGAGAAGUAUGGAAUUAAGGGUGAUAAAGAGAGAGAGAGCAGAGCGCAAGUUCACUUUAUAUGUAUCUAUUGUACAAAUGUGUACAGAAGCUAUUUAUUGUACCCAGGAUGGCACUUGGAUGGUGUGUUGAUGUUUGCAUGGAAAUAUGAGUGUGGAUUGGAUCAGAAUGCCUUCUAAUGUUGUGUAUAGAGAGAGAGAAAAAAAAAAGGAGUAAUAUUUACAUAUACUGUGUCUGAGCUAUCUGAAAGGUAUACUUGCAGGUUUUUUUAUUUUAAAAAUCUACGUUCUUUCUAUGUAACUAUUUUGACAGCAUCGGCUCCUGGAAGUGAGGAAUUCCCAUCUCUUGAUAUUUUAAAAUGCACUUCUGAAAAUGUCUUUCUUUUUUUUUGGAGUAAGAAGAACAUCAUUAUAAAUGGGAUCCAUGAUUAAAAGGAAAAUGCACGGUAAA